Plasmodium malariae is the source of this 1008-nucleotide messenger RNA. Its product is annotated as topoisomerase, putative. The record is from RefSeq and is a predicted model, not a curated record. Gene Ontology annotation, cellular component: nuclear chromosome. Gene Ontology annotation, molecular function: DNA binding; ATP binding; DNA topoisomerase type II (double strand cut, ATP-hydrolyzing) activity. Bases 1 to 1008 code for a protein of 335 amino acids. NCBI's taxonomy places the organism in Eukaryota, Apicomplexa, Aconoidasida, Haemosporida, Plasmodiidae. Gene Ontology annotation, biological process: meiotic DNA double-strand break processing; meiotic DNA double-strand break formation; reciprocal meiotic recombination. The transcript has 9 exons.
AUGAAUUAUAAUUCUAUAGAUAAAAAUACCAUUUUUGAAGCAAUUGAGGACUUUGUUCUUCACAUAGUUUCAUGGUUGUUAUGUAUUAAUGUUGACAUUUUUAAAAACAAUUCUGAAAAGAAAUAUUCCAUUGCCCUUUUCGAUAAGAAACUAGUGAAGUUGUCCAGAACUGGCACAGUUUACAUUACUGGCACAAUUUACAUUACUGGAACAGAAAAAAGCUGCACGCAAAGGGAAAUUUAUUACAGACUUUAUAAUUUAUUCAAUGAGCAAUGUCAAACCAACAGGCAUAUAAAAGACGUUUGUCAUAUUCUGGGAUUUCCGAGAUCGUCCUUAAACAUUUAUGCGUCAGAAAAAGGAUGUAUAGCUGGGUUACUUGUACUAAGGAAAAACAACGAAAGUUUAAUCCUAUGUCACAUGGAAUAUGGCUUAAUGAUCAAUGAAUAUCUUUUAAAUGUUGAUCAUGUAGAGAGCUUGGCUCACUACAUACUUGUAGUAGAAAAGUAUUCCCUCUAUCAGAAACUCUGCGAAAAUAAGAUAUGGAAUAUCCUUCCCUGCAUAUUAAUAACUGGAAAGGGGUUUCCAGACUACUCCACUAGGAAAAUUCUUAGAGAACUCUUGGAUCUGUUUCAUUUAGAGUGUGUCUAUGUUGGAGAUUAUGACCCGUAUGGUAUUCGCAUCUUCUUGAGUUAUAAAGAGGGAUGUAAAACUAAUGAAGAGGGCGUGUAUUCUUGCAAAAAUAUUAAGUGGGUUGGUAUGUGCUCAGAAGAUAUGACAUUGUUCCCAAAAGAAUCUCUUUUAGCAUUAACAAAAAAGGAAAAAAAUGUUAUACGUAAUUUAUUAAAAGACAAUAAUUUAAAAAAUAGUUCAACCAUUAUAAAUCAAGUUCAUGAAAUGAAUAAAACAAACUGUAAGUUUGAAAUGGAAGCUGUCGAAUAUUUAGGAAUGGAUUUCUUCAUUCGAAAAUAUUUAAUAAGGAAAAUACUGAGAAAGGAGUGGUUAAUGUGA